Molecule: messenger RNA, 1576 nt
Organism: Cimex lectularius (bed bug)
Lineage: Eukaryota; Metazoa; Arthropoda; Insecta; Hemiptera; Cimicidae
Product: neuroglian-like
Exons: 11
Coding region: 38-1414 (458 amino acids)
Cellular component (GO): neuron projection
Molecular function (GO): protein binding
Source: RefSeq, a predicted model, not a curated record
CUGAAGUACUCUUCCUGGGCGGAAGAUUGGAAAUCAAAUGGACCCCAAUUCGCCUUUUCGAAUCGCCGUACUGAUCAUAGUGACCACAGGUUUUGCUGUUUCGGAUAAUGAAAGGCCUCCAAUUUUCAAAAGCAUACCUACAAUAUUCAAAACACGAGAGCACGAUGUCGUAUUGAUGCCAUGCUAUGUAGAAAAUUUAGGUAAUAGUGAGAUCAAAUGGUUGAAAGAUGAUGAGCUGAUCGCCGAAAAUGGUCAAUCUUACAGGGACAAUGUGGUGCUUCGUAAAGACAACUCCUUGGAAGUGAGCAAUGUCAGCUCUCGGGACUCUGGCCAAUACACUUGCCAGGUUGUAAGGCCAGAUCCAUGGGGCCCAAUAAGCCAGCAUCAUGGAAUACAAGUGCAAUUUCCACCGUCAGUGAAGCUUGUGCCAAAUAGAAGGGAAUUGGAAGUGGAACUCCACCAUGAAGUAAUUGUCAGGUGCGAGGUCGAUGGUGUACCUAAACCAUUCGUGAGAUGGCUAUUUCAGGGAGAAGAAACGUCGUACGAUAACAACUUGCAUUUUUUUGCCUCUGAUGAUAGCUUCAGCGGAGAAUAUGUUUGCAUUGCUACGAAUGGCGUUGGCAACAGUGCCACAGGACAUAUAGACAUCAAAGUUGUCUAUCCUCCUGCUGUGAAAGCUGAAAAAAUUUUGUUGCAUUCUGCACCGAGAGUGCAGUCUGUGUUGACAUGUGAAAUCACCGGCAGUCCUCAGCCUGAGGUUAUUUGGUAUUUUGCCGGCCGUCCUAUUCCAGAUGAUGGAUUCUUCCUUCAAAUUAAACAGGGAACAAAGUACAAUUUGGUCAUCAAAUCCACCAAAGAGUCGCACUUUGGGCAUUAUAAAUGUGUUGCAUCAAACAAACUUGGAACAGUAUCUCAAACUUUGGAACUCUCAGGGUUGCCAAACACACCAUUUUUUAAGAAAACCCAUCAAGAUGUUUACCCAGAUAAAGCAGUUUUGACAUGGGAAGUUGACAGCUAUUCACCAAUUGUACAGCAUAAACUAUUUUUUAGAAAAUAUAAUAUCAGUAGCAAAGCGGAUAACUGGACUGAAGUAUUUGUGCCGGCGGAAUUCACAGGAGGGCCUAUUCACACACAGAUGUACAAUCUUAACGGCCUCGAACGAUCUUCAGUGUAUGAAGCUGCUGUAAUUGCCAAGAAUAAAUUUGGUUGGAGCAGUUAUUCAAAUAUUUAUCUGUUUGCCACCGAAGGAUUUGAUAUGAGUGUGUUAUCAACUACAGAACCUGAGGAAAAUGUAAAUACAGUUAAUGAUUUGUACUCAGAUUAUGUAACAAAAAGUGAUGAAAACAACCAUGGAAGUACAAGAUCACUUCUCGUGUUUGUGUGGUAUUUAUUAAUUUUAAUUUUCUUAGUGUAGACGCAAUAUUGAAUGAAAAAAAUAUUUAAAUAAUUAUAUAUAAUGUGUAUAUUGUGAUUACAGUUCAUUUUUCUAAAGCGUUUCUUUCUAACUUAUAUGAUUUGAAAGUACAGUUGAAUGGCAGUUUUUUUAUUUUCAAUUCUUAGACUUUUUUUAUAAUUU